Messenger RNA from Dermochelys coriacea (leatherback sea turtle), 1362 nucleotides. RefSeq names its product alpha-2-macroglobulin-like protein 1. NCBI's taxonomy places the organism in Eukaryota, Metazoa, Chordata, Testudines, Dermochelyidae. The record is from RefSeq and is a predicted model, not a curated record. Gene Ontology annotation, molecular function: endopeptidase inhibitor activity.
AUGAAAUCCUCUGCCUCAAUAACAUCCAGCAACAUGACACUGGGUUUCUCGGAGGAGGACGACCUCCCAGGGUCGAAGGUCAAUCUGCACCUGAAGGCCAACCCUGGCUCCCUUUGCUCCAUCUGUGCCAUGGACAAGAGCGUCCUCCUGAAGGAUGAUAGAGUCAUGACACCAGAGAGUCCACAUGCUGGUGUGGUGCCAAGCCCUGAGAAGGAAAAAAAGACAAAACCACAGACACAUUUUCCAGAGACCUGGAUCUGGGAUCUGGUCCCUGUUGGUGAGGAAGGGAAGGCAUCUCUCCAGGCCACUGCUCCUGACACAAUCACAGAGUGGCAAGCCGACAUGUUCUGCAUUGCGGAUAGUGGCUUUGGACUCUCACAGCCGGCCAAGUUCAGGGUCUUCCAGCCCUUCUUUGUGGAUAUGAUGCUGCCAUACUCUGUGGUCCGGAAAGAGACCUUCACCCUGAAGGCCACUGUCUUCAACUACCUGAAGGACUGUAUCCAGGUGCACACCAGCCUGGCAGAGUCUCUGGAGCUCCAGGUGGAGUCUUGCACAGGCUGCCAAUACACCAGCUGCCUCUGCGACAAUGAAGCUAAGACCUUCUUCUGGAACAUGACAGCCAUCAAACUGGGCAAGGUGAAUGUCACCGUGAGCACCGAGGCACUGGAGUCACAUGAGCUGUGUGGCAAUGAGAUUGCUGUGACCCCGCCAUGGGGACGGACCGACACGGUGAUACAAGCCCUGCUUGUAAAGCUGGGCGGUGUCCUCAAAGAGAAGAUUCACAAUGUCUUCCUGUGUGCUACAGUUACUGAUGAAGUUUCCCUGAAGCUGCCAGAAGGAGUCUUGGAAGGAUCAGGCCGAGCCACUGUCUCUGUCAUUGGGGAUAUCAUGGGCACAGCCUUACAGAACUUACACCAGCUACUUUGUUUGCCCUUUGGCUGUGGGGUCAUGUUUGCUCCAAACAUCUUUGUACUCCAAUACUUGGAGAAGACAAAACAGGCUACACCAGAGAUCAGAAACAAGGCACUGGAAUUCAUGAAGACUAGUUAUCAGCGCCAGCUGCUCUACAAACACGACAACAGCUCCUACAGUGCCUUUGGGAAGCAUGAUGGCAAAGGCAACACCUGGCCAAUAGAUACAAAAAUCCUCUCUCCUCUGCUCUCUGUUUGCAAGCUGACGGCUUUUGUGGCCCGGUCCUUCGGCCAGGCCAGCUCCUACCUGUACAUCAAUGAGCAGCACAUACAGGAUGCCGUCCUCUGGCUGGGACAGAACCAGCUGUCCAGCAUCUGCUUCCAGAGUGUGGGGAAGCUCUUCAACAAUGCCCUGAAGGUAUGGACGCUGGAGGAGUGGGAGAAACCCUAG